AUGGGUUUCUUCGGUCGCCCUCUCCGCCCCGCCCCUUCUCUCACCACCCGCCUCCAUCCCCCACUCUCAGCUCUUGUCACGUCCCGUCUCACCAAGUGUCCGCACAUCGCGCUGAUUGAUCGGCAUCACAGCAUGGACGAGGCGAAUGGGAGCGGCGAUGCCGCCGCGCCGAUCGAAUCGCUGGCCUGUCUGCGCUGCAGCAAGCCCGCGCGCCUGCAGUGUCCCAAGUGCCUGGAGCUGAAGCUUCCGCGCACCAACGCCUCUUUCUGCUCGCAGGAGUGCUUCAAGGCGUCGUGGGCGGACCACAAGGUGCUGCACAAGGUGCCGCCCGCGGGGAAAGGCGCGGGUGCGGGCGCCGUCGCGGUGGUAGCAGCGGGCGCGGGGGAGGGGUAUGAAGUGGCGCCGUUCCUGCAGCAGGGGUGGCUGUACGUGCUGCGCAAGGGGCAGACGCGCGCCGCUAAGAUGCCCCCCUUCGACUGGACCGGUCCUCUACGCCCCUUCCCCGUGGCGCCGCGGCGCCCUGUGCCCGCCCACAUUCCGCGGCCUGACUGGGCCGACACUGGGCGGCCUGAGGAGGAGCCCAACAGCCAAUGGCAAAACAGCGUCGAGAUCAAGUCGCCAGAGCAAAUAGCACGAAUGCGGCAUACAUGCAAGGUGGCACGAGAGGUGUUGGACGUGGCAGCAGCCAUGAUCCGCCCGGGGGUCACCACAGACGAGAUCGACCGCGCCGUGCAUGACGCCACCAUCAAGGCCGGCGGGUACCCGUCGCCGCUCAAUUACUACUUCUUUCCCAAGUCCUGCUGCACGUCGGUGAACGAGGUGGUGUGCCAUGGAAUCCCAGACUGCAGGAAGCUGGAGGACGGUGAUAUUGUGAACGUGGACGUCACUGUCUACCUCAACGGCUGCCAUGGUGAUUUGAACGAGACCUUCUUUGUGGGCACGCCCAGUGAUGCGUCCGUACAUCUCGUGCGCACCACUAUGGAGUGCCUUGAUAAGGCCAUUGCCAUGGUGAAGCCAGGGGUGCGGUUUCGGGAGGUGGGGGAGGUGAUCAGUCGCCAUGCCGCUCAAGCUGGUCUCUCCGUGGUGCGUACGUACUGUGGGCACGGCAUAGGAGAGCUAUUUCACUGUGCGCCCAACAUUCCCCACUACGCCAAGAACAAGGCCGUGGGUCUCAUGAAAGCGGGCCAGAUUUUCACCAUCGAGCCCAUGAUCAAUGCGGGUGGAUGGAAGGAUCGCAUGUGGCCGGAUGGAUGGACAGCAGUUACAUCUGAUGGCUCACCAAGUGCACAGUUUGAGCACACCAUGCUGGUGACAGAAACAGGGUGUGAGGUUCUUACAGCUCGGCUCCCAUCAUCGCCUAAAGUUUUUCCAUGGCUAUCAUGA
Molecule: messenger RNA, 1383 nt
Organism: Closterium sp. NIES-65
Lineage: Eukaryota; Viridiplantae; Streptophyta; Zygnematophyceae; Desmidiales; Closteriaceae
Source: the annotation of a GenBank genome assembly